UUGAAAAAUGAUGGAGGAAAAUAGUGUUUAUGGUAAUCCAUUAGUAUAUAAAGUUGCUGAUUCUGAAAAAAGCGUGGCGAUUUGUUUGAGGGAGAGGUUAUGUGGUAACAUUCCAGCCCGUGUAGUAUUAUACUUUUUAUCAUGGUCUGGAUUUUUAGUAUCGUUUAUGUUACGUACGGAUAUAAAUUUGGCUAUAGUGGCUAUGGUUAAAUUUCGUCCACCUACUGACAAUGAUACAAGUCCUGACACUUGUAUUGAUCCAGACUUAAUCAUCACAAAUAAUGGUUCUCUACCAACUGAUGGUGAAUUUGAUUGGUCUAGUAGUAUACAAUCUUCAAUACUUGGAUCAUUUUAUUGGGCGUAUAUAAUAUCACAAGUGAUUGGUGGAUUAGCUACUCAAAAAUUGGGAACUAAACGUGUUUUUGGAUAUGCUCAAUUAUGUACAGCGUUUGGAAGUUUGUUAAUGCCAUUAGCAGCGGAUACACAUUAUGGUGCCGUAAUUGCUUUACGAUUUCUACAAGGAUUUGCUUCUGGUUUAACUUGGCCAGCAAUGUAUGCUGUCGUAGGACAUUGGAUACCAACAGCAGAACGAAGCCGCUUCAUGUCAUCAUUCCAAGGAUUUAGCAUUGGUAUUGGCUUAACAUACCCAUUAUGUGGAUUUUUGAUUGCACACUUUGGAUGGCGAUCAGUAUUUUAUACCACAGGCAGUAUAGGAAUAGCAUGGUGUUUUAUUUGGUACAUGUUAGCUUUUGAUAGCCCUGAAACUCAUCCAAGAAUUUCAACAAGUGAACGACAAUAUAUUGCUGAUAAUACAGUUCAAACUUUAGCAUCUAGCCGAAAACAAAAAGUACCUUGGAAAAAAAUACUUACAUCAAUGCCUGCUUGGUCAAUUGGUAUUACAACAUUUGGUCGAAUAUGGGUCCAUUAUACAUUUAUUAUACCCGGUCCAAGUUACAUGAAAAGUAUCCUUGGAUUUCAUAUACAGGAGAAUGGAAUACUAUCAGGUGCUCCAUUUAUCUUAUCCUAUCUAUCAAGCGUAGUAUUUUGUUACAUGGCUGAUCAAUUAGUGAAUCGUAAAUGGAUGUCAUUAAAGAAUGUACGGAAAUUAUUUACAGCGCUCGCACAAGUAGUACCUGGAAUCCUAUGUGUCCUAAUUGGUUAUUUAGGUUGUGACGUAAUCCCUGUUUUAAUUGUAUGGUUUAUUGCUGUUACAAUGAUUACAGCCGCCUAUGCAGGAGCAAUGGCAAAUAUUGUAGAUAUCUCACCAAAUUUUGCUGGACCAGUACUUGCAUUCGCACAAACUAUACAUAUGAGCGCUAGUUUUUUGUCACCUAUUGCUGCAGGAUAUUGGACUAGCGAUGGGCACACAUUGACAGCAUGGCGAGGUAUUUUCAUAACUGCAGGCGUGGUAGCAGUAGCAACGUAUCUCGUAUACCAAAUAUUUGGUUCUGCUGAAGUACAACCAUGGAAUAAUCCAGAUGCAUCAAGUGCAAAUGAUGCAGAAACAGCAAGUAUGAUGGAUACCAAUGAUGAAAAUAAACUCAAAGACGAAGAGAAAAACAAUCCUACGGCAUAAGUUAUUUUGGAAAAUAAAAAGUGCCAUCAAUUAUUGUUUUUUCUUUUUUAAUUUACAUAAAUUUUUAUUAUGUAUUAUUAAUUAGUGAUGAAUAUUUUUUCUUGGGCACAAAAUAUUUGCACUCAAAAAGAUAUAAUACCUCUCGUGUUGUUUUAAGCGUUAUAAAAAUCACAUGACAUAUUUUCAUGACUUUUUUAUGCUAAUAGUUAUUUCAUUUUUUUUCUAAUGAAACUUCAUUUUCAUUCACAUUUUUAUAAAUAUAGAUUUUAGUAUGCGAUUCAGAAAGAAAUAAGAGUUAAUAAUGGAGAUGAAAGAUUCCGUCGAUAUGAGUAGAGAUAUAAUGUACUUAUCUAUAUAAAUAUCAUAAAAGUGUUUUUGCUGUUUUAAAAACAAAAUAUUCCAUCCGCGUUGAAAAUCUAUUGGUAUUUAACAUUAAAAGUUGGUAUUUUCUUUAAUAAAUUACAAUAUCAAACUUAAAAAUAUGUUUCCAAACUGAAUUUACUGUAUCCAGGUUUGGGAUGUAGUGAAACAAGGGUCGAGCGGGUCGAGCUAAAAACGGAGUAAAAAUGAAAACAAAUAUGACGGUAAAUGGUAAAGAGAUUUCUCUACAAUUAAAUACGCAACUGACAUACUUUAUAUGCUUGUAUCAUACCGAAGAGUCGCGGUCGGUAUAUUACUUUCGUCUCUAUCUUAACUCUUUGGAAUAAUGUAAUCUUAAGAACAUUUUGAUCUGUUUAUUUAGUUAUUUAAGUAUAUUGUUAGACAUAUUUUAUUUAUUUCUUUUUAAAAUUUUUUUCAUUGUGUUGUGGAAAAUAAAUGAAUGUUUUGACAGCGGAUUCAUGCUCUAAAGUUUGCGAUUUCUUAGUUCUUCGUACUGAUCACGAAGUGCUUAGUGAUUUCUAUUUCAGAAGUUACUUUUUUUAUUCAAGAAAGAUAUAUCAACGCAAAUUAUCAUACGCAAAGUACACGCGUGGUUGUACGAACCUUUUCCCGAAGUAAAUACAAAAUUGCUCCUUUGAAUAUGGCUUUGUAUGAUUUAUAUUCUGGCGAUACAACGAUUAAGAUAACAAUUGCAUUUGAGAUUUGUCAAAUGGACUAAUGAUUAAGUUGAAAAUUUUCUUUUCCCAUGCAUGUAUCAUUUGGUUUUAAUGCUGAUGAUAAAGCAACAAUUAUAAAUGAAAUCAUAUUGGCAUAAGUACUACAGUAGAGCA
This is a messenger RNA of Chrysoperla carnea, 2787 nucleotides long. It is a transcript of the gene MFS17, whose product is annotated as sialin. Lineage: Eukaryota; Metazoa; Arthropoda; Insecta; Neuroptera; Chrysopidae. Bases 8 to 1576 code for a protein of 522 amino acids. Gene Ontology annotation, molecular function: transmembrane transporter activity. The transcript has 9 exons. Gene Ontology annotation, cellular component: plasma membrane. The record is from RefSeq and is a predicted model, not a curated record. Gene Ontology annotation, biological process: transmembrane transport; monoatomic anion transport.